Talaromyces stipitatus ATCC 10500 is the source of this 850-nucleotide messenger RNA. Its product is annotated as GPI anchored CFEM domain protein. The coding region runs from base 1 to 729 and encodes 242 amino acids. The record is from RefSeq and is a predicted model, not a curated record. The transcript has 2 exons. NCBI's taxonomy places the organism in Eukaryota, Fungi, Ascomycota, Eurotiomycetes, Eurotiales, Trichocomaceae.
AUGCUUAGCCCUAGUAUAUUCUCCAAAUCAUCAUUACCUCAGUCUCUAGUUCAAGCACGUAAUAAUCUACAGCAACACCUCAGAAUGCAGCUCAAAUACUUGACUAUCUUGAUAUCAACCCUUGGCCUCACUCAGGCCCAACUCCCUCAUCUCCCCGGUUGCUCCCUAAGCUGCUUCCUCCCCACCCUCCAAAACGACGGCUGCUCCAGCCUCACAAACUUCACCUGCCACUGUGCCGUCCCCGGUCUCGUCAGCUCAAUCACUCCCUGUGUGCAGAGCGCAUGCGAUCUUUCUGAUCAAUCCUCGGUCUCGAAUGCAGUGACGUCUUUGUGUUCUUCGGCCGGCGUGCCUAUCAGUAUUCCGCCUGUUACGGGCAGUACCACUGGUCCUGCAGCUGCUACCGCUUCGACGACGACGGUGACGACGUCAGGAACGCCAACGCCAUCAAAGACGAGUUGUCCGAGCAAGGCCUCUUCUUCUUCGUCGACGUCUGCUGUUGGAGGGGGAGGUGCUUCUACUUCCGGGUCUUCGGUGACAUCUGCUCCCAAUUCUGAGACUACUUCUACGUCCACGUUUACUGGUACAAGCAGUGGCGCGUCUACUACUACCCAUACAACGACGACUUCAACUCGUGCGGCUCAAUCAACCGGUGCCGCUGGUUCGGUCUCGGCGUCUUUUGUUGGGACAGGUUUGUUUGCUAUGGGGGUUGCGGCCAUGUUUGCGCUGUAGUGCUACUUUUGAGAGUUGUGAGUCGGGACAGCUAAAAAGUUGAGUAUGUCGCUUGGGGCCACUUGCAACUGUUUAAUGCCGUGGAUGUUAACCUUAAUAGUUUAACUGAUACCGAAUUGAA